AUGACUCGAAGUGAAGUUCCAAUCUCUGGUAUCUCCGUUUUUCACUUUCACGACGUCACCUGGCGAUAUGUCGGACAAAUGCCGCCAACGAAGAAAUUACACCGUUACUUGUAUUAUGUGUAUUCACUAGUUUUAAAUUUGCUCAUAACCGUUGGCUAUCCAACACAUCUGAUGAUUGGCCUAAUCAAAAGUGACAGCAAAUCGGAUAUGUUCAAGAAUAUUUGUAUCAACCUAACCUGCCUGGCAUGCAGCAUCAAGACAUUUGCAUUUUGGUGGCGUCUAGCUGAGGUUCAAAAGAUUUAUGCUAUCAUCGCGAAACUCGAUAAUCACAUAUCACAGUCAGCUGAUAAGCAAUUGUACAUGGCCACAGUGAGUCGUGCCCAGCGUGUGCUCUACUUUAUACUUUUCAUUGGACUCGGUGCUGCGUUUUCAUCGGAAGUUGCCACCAUAAUUGGUGGUUUUCUGGGUGAAUGGCGUCUCAUGUAUCCGGCAUAUUUUCCCUUCGAUGUAGAGCGUAGCGUCUGGGGUUACACAACCGCGCAUAUGUAUCAGUGUAUUGGUGUAACUAUACAGAUCUUCCAAAAUAUCAUCAAUGAUACUUUUCCACCAAUGGCAUUGGCGAUGUUGGCUGGCCACGUACGGUUGUUGAAUGUGCGUGUGGCACGUGUGGGGCACGAUGCACGCGUCGCCUCGGUGCGCCGACAGGUGUCCAAUGCACAGUUCUUGUUGUGCGUGGAGGACUACAAAGACUUGCUAGAGUUUCGUAUUGCAAUUCAACGCAUCUGUUCUCUUGGCACUUUUGUGCAAAUUCUGGUUACCGCCAUCAAUAUGGGUGUGGUCAUUGUUUAUUUAAUCUUCUAUGUUGACGGCAUAUUCGCAUAUAUCUACUAUACAGUAUUUUUGUUUGCAAUGCCUUUGGAGGUAUUUCCGCUGUGCUACUAUGGCACUUACAUGCAGUUGGAGUUUGAGCAGCUAACCUACGCCAUAUUUUCCUGCAAUUGGAUGGAGCAGACUGUUGCGUUCAAGAAGAAUCUACUCAUUUUCGCGGAGCAGUCUUUGCGUAAGCAAGUCGUCGUUGCGAGUGGCAUGUUUGCUGUUAAUUUGGAUACUUUUUUUGCGACUUUGAAGGGUGCAUACUCGCUCUUUGCACUCGUGGUGCAAAUGAAAUAGAAACGAAUAAAGCAAAGUUUGUGUAUUUAGAAAUGGUUUAUUGUUGUUAAAUUAUACAUUAGUGUAUAACUAAUAAAGCAUUACAUUAUUUAUAGCUUCAGCUUAAAGCCUUAGAACUUGGCGCUUA
Messenger RNA from Bactrocera oleae (olive fruit fly), 1297 nucleotides. RefSeq names its product odorant receptor 59a. The record is from RefSeq and is a predicted model, not a curated record. Gene Ontology annotation, cellular component: plasma membrane. NCBI's taxonomy places the organism in Eukaryota, Metazoa, Arthropoda, Insecta, Diptera, Tephritidae. Gene Ontology annotation, molecular function: odorant binding; olfactory receptor activity. Gene Ontology annotation, biological process: detection of chemical stimulus involved in sensory perception of smell; sensory perception of smell.